Molecule: messenger RNA, 2109 nt
Organism: Ambispora leptoticha
Lineage: Eukaryota; Fungi; Glomeromycota; Glomeromycetes; Archaeosporales; Ambisporaceae
Source: the annotation of a GenBank genome assembly
AUGUCGCAAGGUGAGGCGACAAACUUAACAACGACAAUCAACACCACCGAGGGCGUUGUCGAAAGCUCUUCGGCGACGACGAACAUUGCGUCUUUGGGCGCGACAAAAGGACGGCGCAAAACUACAAGAAAGAAAUUGUCCCAACAACAGGUAGAAGUGGAGGAUAGGUCGAAAGAUCAACUUCAAUAUCAGCCACAUUCCGAAACUACUAUUUCGGUAGAUAGGAACAGAUACUCGACCUCUCUUGAUCCGAGAGGUUACAUUCCAGUUUAUGAAUACGACAUCAACGAACAGCCGAUAAUGUGGGACCGUGAAACUGGAUACGUUCAUUUCACAGGAAUAUGGAAGGCUCUUGGGAAGAACAAGGCUGAUAUCGCGAAAUUAGUAGAAACCCACCCGGACCUGGCAGCAACCAUUAAAAAAGUUCGCGGUGGGUUUUUGAAAAUACAAGGGACUUGGAUGCCGUACGAUUCAGCAAAGGAACUUUCGCGUCGGACAUGUUUCCCGUUAAAGGAUCAGCUGGUCCCAAUUUUUGGACCUCGUUUUCCGUCGGAAGUAUUAUCGCCAACACAACCUGGUUUCGGGGUUCUUGCUCUCACAGACGAUGCUGCACAGAAAAAGAGGAUUAGGCGAAAGCCUAAAGAGGCAGCUUCGGUUCCAAAUAAUGUAACGUUGAUGCAUAUUAACACUGCAACACCCAUCAGCACAAAAACAAUUACUACUACCGGUACUGUUACUGGGUGCGCGGUUAAGCCCAAGCUGAAAAUUUUGCUCGGAAAACGUGAGAGAGAGAAGACCAAGGAAGAGGCUAACACUAUUUCCUCAAAUACAACGCGGAGCUACAUGCAUUCGAGCUCCACAGAUAAUAUUUUUGAUUCCGACAAAUAUCCAUUCCAAUCUUACCGUAAUCCAUCAGAAGCUCAAGGUGGAUCCUCAUCGACACAACGAUCAAAAAUCAGUAAUAUCCAUGCGCUCCUCAAUGAGGAACAAGUUGACCCUAAGUACGAUCGAGAGCAUCCAACCUUGAAUGAUUGGGACUUUUUUCUCAGAACUGACGCUCAUUCUACUAAACGAAGAUACGAAGAAGAUCAAGAUGAUUAUUAUCAAGAUGCAGAUUCAUUUGAUCAUGAAGGAGGAGUGCCACGCAAACUCAGGAAAUUUUCAAUGGAGACAGAACAGUUGACUUACGAAGAUGGAUCAUCGACUUUUUGUCAAGAUUUCGCAUAUCAAUGUGGCACCUUUUUCCCUAAUACCACUAACAUUACUACUACUACCAAUAAUGAUACCGGAAUUAAUGAUGCUUAUCAAGAUCAGACGCACGUUUCACCAAUAAAUAAUUCCGAUGAUAUAAUCGCGAUUUCAAGUGAUGAAUCCAGUUCUGAGAUUUCAUCCAAUAACGGUGUUAUAUUUGAACAUUAUAAUUCGCCGAUCCCAAUGAACCCAGUUCAUCCGAGCAAUGCCAGUCCACCAAAACCAAUUUUUGAACGGGAUCUUUUAGAAGAGGUUGAAGCUGCAUCAAUCCUUCAAGGAUUAGCGAAUAAUCGAGGAAAUAGAUCAGUUGCUUCGUGGCCACGAACAUUCAUUUUUAACAACCAAGAAUUUCAGUUCAGCGGUUGUGCAGAAAGAGCAACAGCAACAUUGUCAGAACCUCAGAUUCCUCCGUUACUCACAAAAUUAAAAAGUGACGUUAAAGAUGCGAUGCGUAGCAAAGAUAAAGGAAAAUUAAACGUCAUCAAGGGACUUCUGUCGGACAUCACAUACGCAAGUAAAUCAGCCGACUCCACAAGCACAUUUCCAUCAACCGACGCAGAGAUCUGCGCAAUAAUUCAACGUGCCAUAAAACGUCGCCAAGAAUCAAUCGACCAAUAUUCGAAUGCAAAUCGCGCAGAUCUCGCAUCGGCCGAACAAACAGAACUCGAGAUUCUGCAGACUUACUUACCACCACAAUUGUCAGAUCAGGAGAUCGAGGACGAGGUGAAAAAAGUGAUAAGUAGUGUUGGCGCAUCAAGUGUAAAAGAUCUUGGUCGUGUUAUGAAAGAGGUUAAACUUGAUUCGAGUCGUGCUCCUAAAAAACGUAUAUCUGAAGUUGUGAAGAGGUUGUUAAGCUAA